This is a messenger RNA of Aspergillus sclerotioniger CBS 115572, 1054 nucleotides long. RefSeq lists its product as uncharacterized. Lineage: Eukaryota; Fungi; Ascomycota; Eurotiomycetes; Eurotiales; Aspergillaceae. The transcript is spliced from 6 exons. The record is from RefSeq and is a predicted model, not a curated record. Bases 137 to 1054 code for a protein of 305 amino acids.
CAGACAUUUUGUUCAGAUACACGCAGGCAAUGCCAUCUCCAUAUCCCCAUUGGCCACUCGCGACUUACCAAGCAACUCAUGCCUUACCAGAUAUGCAACACCUGUGUGGUGGUAUGAAACUUUCAAUUCGCAGUCAAUGAAAGGCGAUCAACCCAAUGGCUAUGGCCAGCCAUUCUUCACCAUUACCUGGGUCGAGUUUGGCCUGGGAAUCAUCCUCAUGGUUGCUAGAUGCCUUGCUGCUUCCAGAUUGAUCCAUAACAUAGCAACGGAUCUGUAUCUGGCUAUAGCCACAUUCAUUAUCGGAGCUGCAAGCAUGGUCAUGCUCACCCUAGGAGCCUCGUACGGCCUUGGUCUUCCUCAGACCGUUCUAGGCUUUGACGACAGCAAGAUGGCAAUGCUAUACGGCUGGGUUAAUCAGCUACUGGCCCUCGUUGCAAUCGGCUUGGGGAAGCUAACCAUGGUCGCAUUUCUUGAACAAAUUCAAGGUUAUCAUACCAGAGCAAGGUCGAUCGUAUUGUGGUCCCUGGCGGGUAGCAAUCUCAUACUGAACUGCAUCGCCGCCAUUCUGAUGAUGCUUCAAUGCUCCCCGAGGAGGCUACUCUGGGAGGCAUAUGCUAAAGGGGGUUGUCCUUGGCGCACCCGUAUCCAGAUAUUUGGCUAUAUACAAGGACCUUGGUCCGCCUUUUGCGACUUUGUACUUGCAUUGUACCCUGUGACUAUACUUGCACGGGUACAAGCUUUCUCCAUAACAACUCGCAUCGGUCUCUGUGCACUGAUGGGGUGUGGUGUAAUAGCAGGAGCUUGUGCAAUUGUCAAAACAGUUCAAUUAACUAUCCUAACAAGAAUUAGUGACCCAAGUCAGCAACUGGGAACGGUCAUUGUAUGGAACCAAACCGAAAUGUGGGUUGUAUUCAUUGUCAGCUGCAUCCCACCCACGAAAGUAUUCUUCCGACACAUUUAUCGCCGGGGUUCUGUUCGAUUGGGUUCGCUUGUUGAACAGAUCCGCUCGCGGGAACCGGAGGUGAAGCAGAAUCCUCGGUUGCCUUGUAGCUAA